UCCAAUCGAUCACUAGUUGCUGCCUUACGCCUUCAUGGCUUCAUUGUUAUCAACAUUUCUCAGCAAAUUGAAGAAGAAAAUUCGAUAAACUGUUGGUCGUUCGCUUUGAACAGCUGAUCACAGUAUCAUGGCUUCUGCUGCUGCUCCGUCAUCCUCCUCUUCUGCACUUUCUCAUGGCCGCUCUGAAUUGCUGUAAUUGUUUGCGCGCUCUGAAUUGCGCUGAUCGAAAAUAUCAUGAACGCUACUUCUUCAUCCUCAUCCUCCUCCUCUUCGUCACUUAUUCCUCCAAGAAAUAUGAUGUGUUUCUGAGUUUUAGAGGCGACGACACUCGCAGAAGCCUCACCAGCCAUCUCUAUACUGCACUAUGCCAAAGAGGAAUUCGAACCUACAUAGAUUAUCAACUCCCAAAAGGCGAUGACAUCUCGGACGCACUCAGAGAAGCAAUUCAGGAUUCAAGUAUAGCUGUGGUGAUCUUCUCUGAGAACUAUGCCUCCUCCAAAUGGUGUUUGAAUGAGCUCCUCCAGAUCCUCUGGUGUAGAGAGGUCCAGGACAGCUUGUUAUUCCUGUCUUCUAUCAAGUUGACCCAUCUCAUGUCCGCCAUCAGAGGGGAGCUUACAUGGAGGCGUUUGCAAAGCAUGAGAGAGACUUCAGGCUUCAUCAAGACAGCGUCAACAAGUGGAAGCAAGCUCUCUUUCUAGCUGCAAAUUUAGCUGGUUGGGAUUCUCGAACCUGUAGGUUUGAAGGAGUGGAGCGAAAAUAUCUUUGAAGUGGUGCCAUGUCGUACGGGACGAAUCAGAACUCGUUCAAAGCAUUGUCAACCAUGUGUUGCAAAACAUUGACCUCAGUUGUCCAAGUUCAGCACUGACAGGUCUUGUUGGAAUUGAUGAAAAUUGUGCCGAGAUCAGAAGGUUAUUGCAAAAGGUUCGAGUAAUUGGAAUUUGGGGGAUGGGUGGUAUAGGCAAAACAACCAUGGCUAGGGCUUUAUUUUCCAAACUCUCCUCCCAAUUUGAGAGUUAUUGCUUUUUGGAAAAUUUAAGAGAAGAGUCCGAAAAGCAUGGAUUGACAUUUGUACGUGAUAAGCUUCUCUUUCAGCUACUAAAGGAAGAAAGUUUAUAUCACAGACCACUUGAUGUUGCAGCAUGCGCCUUUGCUAUGAGAAGACUGAGUUGUAAAAAAGUCUUGAUAGUGCUUGAUGAUGUUAGUAGUUGGAAGCAGUUAGAAUAUUUAGCUCCGUAUUGUGAUUACUUGGGACCUAGCAGUAAAGUCAUCAUUACAACAAGGCAUAAGCAAUUGCUUAUAAGUGGAAGAGUUGAUGAAAUAUAUGAAGCCCAACCUGAGCUAUCACAAAUCUGUUGAGCUUUUCAACCUCAGAGCCUUUCACUCACACCAUCCACAAAUUGGAUAUGAAUCCCACUCACAAAGGGUUGUUGAUUAUGCAAAAGGCAUCCCAUUAGUUUUGGUAGCAUUGGGUGCAUUUCUUCAUUCCAAAACUACAAAGGAAUGGGAUAGUGCAUUGACAAAACUCAAAAAGAGUCCCAAUGAAGACAUUCUUGAAGUGUUCAGAUUGAGCUAUGAUGCAUUAAAUGAUGAAGAAAAGGAAAUGUUUCUUGAUAUAGCUUUCUUUUUGAAGGGUGAAAUCGAAGAACAUGUGAUAACUCUAUUAGAGAACUUUGGCUACCAUGCUAGAAUUGGAUUAAAAACCCUUGUCGAUAGCACUCUCAUAAAUCUAGAUGGUGUCACGGUCCGCAUGCAUGAUUUAAUACAAGAAAUGGGCUACGAAAUUGUUCGUCAGGAGUGUACUAAAGAACCUGAAAGACGAAGUAGAUUAUGUGAUUUAAAAGAAGUCUAUCACGUGUUAAAAAAUAAUAAGGGAACUGAUGCAAUUGAAGGCAUAGUAUUAGAUUUGUCUAAAAUUAGACAUUUACACUUAAGCACCGAUACCUUCAAAAAGAUGCCUAAUCUAAGAUUCCUAAAAUUCUAUUCCCCUACGGAUAGGAGAUCUUGUAAGGUGGACCUUUCUUUUGGCCUUGAAUCAUUACCUGAGCAAUUAAGGUACCUUCAAUGGGAUGAUUAUCCUUUGGAGUCUUUGCCAUCAUCAUUUUGUCCUGAGAAACUUGUUGAACUUCGCAUGGUAAAUAGCCAUGUUAAAAAACUUUGGGAUGGAGUACAGGAUUUUGUGAACUUAAAGAGGAUAAACCUUGUUGGGUGUAAGCAAUUGACAGAGCUACCUGAUUUUUCAAAGGCACAGAAUCUCGAAUCAAUGUAUCUCACAUCUUGUGAAAGUCUGUGUUAUGUUCACCCAUCUAUCUUAUGUUUACAAAGGCUUGUCAUUUUGGGUCUCGAUAAAUGCAUUAAAGUGAAGAAACUUCAUGGGGAGAAUCCUCUAAAAUCUCUCAAAGAAAUCUAUCUCAAUUGGUGCUUUAGUUUGACAGAAUUUUCUUUGUCAUCAGAAGAAAUGGCAAGAUUAGAACUAGAAACUACACGCAUUGAGAUAUUAGACUCAUCAAUUGGGCAUCUCAGUAAACUUAGACAGUUUAGUCUCAAUGGUUCAAGACUGAAAAGUCUUCCAAUAAACGAGCUAUGCUGUUUAAGAUCUCUAGAGGAGCUAUGCCUUUAUAAUUGUGAACAAGUAAUUGACAAAAUGAAGUUGCAUGAUCUGUUUGAUGCCCUGCGGUUUUUACAAAAAUUAUGUUUGGAUGGGUGUCGAAACUUAACUGAGCUACCUGACAAUAUCAAGCAUCUUUUGGGGCUAAAAGUUCUUUCUUUGAAGAAUUGUGAGAGGCUACAAUCUCUACCAGAGCUUCCACCAUCCAUUGAAGAAAUAGAUGCUACCAAUUGUUCAUCAUUAGAGACACUAGUCCUCACUUCUCAGAUGGGAUCUUCACUGUUGCCAGAGGAAGGGAUGAUGGCUUUAAUACCCUAUUCCUCAACUGGGUAUCUUACAAAACUGAGAAAGCUUCGCCUCAAUGUCUCAAGUCUGAAGAAUUUUUCAAUUGAGCAGCUAUGUUGCUUGAGAUCUCUCAAGGAGCUCUCUCUCUUUGAUUGCGGGGAAGUGAUUGACAAGUCAAAGUUGCGCAUGCUUUUUGAUGCCUUAUCCUCUUUGGUAGACCUUUAUUUGAAAGGUUGUAGUAACUUGAAUGAACUUCCCGACAACUUCAGCACCUUGUCAUCGUUAUAUGUACUGGGAUUGGACGGAAGCAAUGUAGAGUACUUGCCUUCUAGCAUCAAGUAUCUUUGGAAGCUAGACUACAUUUACCUGACCAAUUGUAGGACACUCCGGUCUCUACCAGAACUUCCUCCAUUCACUAAAUAUGUAAAAGCCACUAAUUGCUCAUCAUUGGAGGUUGCCUUCCCUUUAACAGCUUCUAGACCACGAAGGAAAUAUCUGGUGGAGUCCCUCUUUUUUGAGAAUUGCUUGAAGUUGGAGGAGCUUUCACUUUCUUGUAUUGAGGAAUAUGCUAAUUUAUCAUUGAAGCGAGUGGCAUAUCUCAAUCGAAUUGGUGCUUUUUGUUACCCAGGAAGCAAAAUUCCUGAGGCUGAGUGGUUUAGAUAUGAUCAGACAACCAAGGCUUCGAGUUUCGUAACCAUUGAACUUACUUCAGCAGUGAACAACUUGAUAGGCUUUGUUUUUUGCUCGGUUCUUUCUCCGUUCAUGUCAAAGUCAAAUUGUCAGAGUUACUUGAAAUGCCAAAUAUAUUUUGAAGAUGGUGAACAAGUCAAAGGCAAAGGUGAUGAUAUGCGGAUAGCAAAAUUAAAUUCGCAUCAUGUGUUUAUGUGGUAUGAUCCAAUCUACUCUGUUGGUAUUUUGAAUGAACUUAUAGAAAGAGAGGACGAUCAAGGCAGCAAGGCCAACCCGAAGCUUUCAUUUGAAUUUUCUGCAGUCACUUAUGAUGAGAAUUACAAGAUAACCAAACAUGAUGGGUUGAUAGAAGCAUGUGGAGUGUGUCCAAUAUAUGCUUCAGAAUAUCACAAUUUCCUUCAACAAAUAGAACUCGGGUCAAACAUGGGUGGCCAAAAAGUUGGUGGUCAUGGUAAUAAUGAUGAGCAUGCACUUUGUGGGAUUAUGGAAUAUGCUAGUCUUUCCUCAAAGAAGGCAAUUUAUGACAAUUUUGAAAGAAGCGUUGUUUCUUUCCCCAAACCCACAAUUCCGAAGUGGUUUAUUAAUCGCAGUUCAUCACCAUCUUCUUCCAUAUUUGUUUCCGUCAUUCCAGAUUUUGACGGCUUAUUGGGUUUCAUUUUCUGUUUUUUUAUUCCCCAAUUUUCAUCAAAAGAGAAGGAUUGGAGUCACUCGGGAUGCCGAUGCCGUUGGGGAGAAACUAUUAAUGAGGAAGAAGGAACAAUUUUGGAUCGAGGUUUUGAAGGCCCAAGAGGAUGGCAUUAUUCUAUGAUAGAAUUGAACUCAGAUAAUGUUUUCCUAUGGUAUGAUCCCCUCUUCUGUGAAUUGAUAAUAGAGGGAGUUAGAAGAAAAAGAGGCAAUGAUGAGGGAACCGGUAAUUAUAAUCCAAGGCUUUCAUUUCAAUUUGAGUUUGGUGAUGGUUUGAUCAAAGAAUGUGGAGUCCGCCCAUAUACGCCUCAGAAUAUAACGAUUUCCUUCAACUGAAGGAAUUGAAGACUAAGCAGGGCAUGAAGACAAAGAGGCCCCGGGAUACUUGUGAUGAUGGGGAUGAACAACUCACUCUAGCAAAAAAAUUGAAGGAAUCUUGUGUUGUUCAACCUGAGAAAAUUGACCAGUUACUACUCACACUAUCCGGAUUGAAUUUGGAAUCUCCGAGGGAUAGCACUUCACAUUAACAGGUUGCCUAGCAUUUCUUCAUUGUUUGACGGGGAACAGGUCUACAGCAAGGGCAGCUAUAAUGAUUGGUGGCGCAUAUUCAAGUGUUGUUUCCAAGAGCAUUAAUUUGCAGUAGGAGCACCUCCAAGAAUAAAUUCAAGUGCCAAAUCUCUGGGAAAUAAAAUCAGAAGCAGCAUUGAAGCUUCCAUAACUAUUCCCACUUGGUCCAGCAGUCCAGCUGCUGACAGAGCCAAUCUUUGAGAUCAAAAGGUCCUAUUGGUCUGUGUUCCACCUCUUGUAACAGAAAUCUCUGCUGACUUGACAGUAAGGAUUUGGAGCUACUUCACUCACUUAUCAUAACAUAGAGCAUAAUUCUAAUUUCUUUUACGUCUGUUAAGAUAUCUUCUUUUGGAAGGAGUUAAGGGUUCCUGUGGAUGCCGCAAGUAAAUUGUUGCAAAAACACAUUGGGACAAGACAAUCACUUGGUGGUGUUAUAAUUUCAGCGUGAAUCAAUCUUUGUGUAAUGGCUCUAAAAUCUGAAACAAUUUUAACUUCUUGGCGUGGCUGUUUUAAACAAUUGCUUGUGCAGCUUCCAAGGAUUGCUAGCUGUGUAAUCUAAUCACUUUUGAAUAUUAGUGUUAAUAUAAGUUGUUAAAGCAAAA
This is a messenger RNA of Prosopis cineraria, 5433 nucleotides long. RefSeq names its product disease resistance protein RUN1-like. The record is from RefSeq and is a predicted model, not a curated record. Gene Ontology annotation, biological process: defense response. The transcript is spliced from 7 exons. The coding region runs from base 1313 to 4600 and encodes 1095 amino acids. NCBI's taxonomy places the organism in Eukaryota, Viridiplantae, Streptophyta, Magnoliopsida, Fabales, Fabaceae.